GCUGACAUUGCUUUGAUUGGACUGGCUGUGAUGGGUCAAAACCUUAUUUUGAACAUGAACGACCAUGGCUUCGUGGUUUGUGCUUUUAACAGGACCGUUUCCAAAGUGGAUGACUUUCUGGCCAAUGAGGCCAAGGGAACCAAAGUGAUUGGUGCUCACAGCCUGGAAGAGAUGGUCUCUAAGUUAAAGAAGCCCCGUCGCAUUAUCUUGCUGGUGAAGGCUGGAAAUGCAGUGGAUGACUUCAUCAAUAAAUUGGUGCCGUUGUUGGAGACUGGAGACAUCAUAAUUGAUGGUGGGAAUUCUGAGUAUAGAGAUACCACGAGACGUUGUAAGGAACUAAAGGAAAAGGGCAUCUUAUUUGUCGGAAGCGGUGUUAGUGGUGGAGAGGAGGGUGCCAGAUAUGGUCCUUCACUCAUGCCAGGAGGAGCCAAAGAAGCCUGGCCCCACAUCAAGACCAUAUUUCAAAGCAUUGCUGCUAAAGUGGGAUCUGGGGAACCUUGUUGUGACUGGGUAGGAGAUGAGGGCGCUGGACACUUUGUGAAGAUGGUGCACAAUGGGAUUGAAUAUGGAGACAUGCAGCUGAUCUGUGAGGCCUAUCACCUGAUGAAAGAUGUGGUGGGCAUGGAGCAUGAUGAGAUGUCAAAGGUAUUUCAGGAAUGGAAUAAGACAGAGUUGGACUCUUUCCUGAUUGAAAUCACAGCCAAUAUUCUCAAAUUCAAAGACAGUGAUGGCAAAUAUCUCCUCCCAAAGAUAAAGGACAGCGCAGGACAAAAAGGCACAGGAAAGUGGACAGCCAUUUCUGCCCUGGAAUAUGGAGUUCCUGUCACACUCAUAGGUGAAGCUGUGUUUGCACGGUGCCUGUCUUCUCUCAAGGAUGAGAGAGUACAGGCCAGUAAGCUGCUGGAUGGGCCUAAAAUGACUCAAUUCGGUGGGAACAAGAAGGCCUUUCUGGAGGACAUACGCAAGGCCCUGUAUGCUUCCAAGAUUAUCUCAUAUGCUCAAGGCUUCAUGCUGCUGAGACAAGCAGCCAAAGAAUUUGGCUGGACACUGAAUUACGGUGGCAUUGCGCUGAUGUGGAGGGGAGGCUGCAUCAUCAGAAGUGUGUUCCUGGGAAAAAUCAAAGAUGCUUUUGAUCGAAACCCUGAGCUCCAGAAUUUGCUGUUGGAUGAUUUCUUUAAGACAGCUGUUGAAAACUGUCAGGACUCCUGGCGACGUGUAAUCAGUACUGGAGUACAGAUUGGUAUCCCUAUGCCCUGCUUCACUACAGCACUUUCUUUUUAUGAUGGAUACAGGCAUGAAAUAUUACCAGCUAACCUGAUUCAGGCUCAGCGUGAUUACUUUGGUGCACAUACAUAUGAAUUAUUGUCGAAGCCAGGUGAAUUUAUCCAUACUAAUUGGACAGGCCAUGGAGGAAAUGUGUCCUCUUCUGCCUACAAUGUCUAAUGGAAAUAUUUCCUCUUGCAGCCAAGAUACUGUAGAUCUCAGAUAUUCCUCCUAGAAUACCACUUUUUACUGUAUUGUGCUAGAACUUGUGUUUGGACACUUUUGUAAUAACUUGUGGGUAUAUUUCAUAUAUAUAUGUCAAUAUAUAUAUCAUAUAAGAAAGCUAAAUAAAUUUGCUUAUAAAUG
Molecule: messenger RNA, 1629 nt
Organism: Aptenodytes forsteri (emperor penguin)
Lineage: Eukaryota; Metazoa; Chordata; Aves; Sphenisciformes; Spheniscidae
Gene: PGD
Product: phosphogluconate dehydrogenase
Exons: 12
Coding region: 31-1443 (470 amino acids)
Biological process (GO): pentose-phosphate shunt; pentose-phosphate shunt, oxidative branch
Cellular component (GO): cytosol
Molecular function (GO): NADP binding; phosphogluconate dehydrogenase (decarboxylating) activity
Source: RefSeq, a predicted model, not a curated record